UUCCUGGGUUUGGGAUCCCUGCUCUUCCAUACAAGGAAACAGUGCAGUGUCAGAGAGGGGAGGGCAUGUGACGGGACCAUCCCAACACAAAGAGAGUCCCAUCCAUCCCCUGACUUUGUAGAGCCUGUAGCCUUUGUAUGGGUGUUUCUGGCUGUCAGACACCACACCCCUCUGUGCUAGAAGCUCAGUAAUCAGGAAAAGCUCCUGCUGCACAGGAACAUCCACUGCUUGUGCCUGGAAGGAACUGAAAUCAAGGAAACCGUCUCUAUAUAGUCCCUGUAGCUUCAUAAUGACAACCAAGCGCAUCACUCUAAAAGGGCCAGCGCCUUGGGGAUUCAGGCUGGUGGGAGGAAAAGACUUUGAUCAACCUUUAACCAUCUCUAGGGUGAACCCAGGGAGCAAGGCUGCAUUGGCUGAUAUAUGUAGUGGAGAUGUUGUGACAGCUAUUGAUGGAGAAAACACAGAUGGGAUGACUCAUUUAGAAGCACAAAAUAAAAUCAAAGGCUGUGAAGAUGAACUCUGCCUCCUGAUAAACAGGAUCGAGUCUAAAAUAUGGUCGCCUCUUGUAACGGAAGAAGGCAAAGCAAACCCAUAUAAGAUGAAUUUGGCAUCAAAUCCUCAGAGACCUGUCAAAUUUCAGCGUGCUUUCAGCAUGACUUACCAGCCACUAAAAUCGCCAACAGACUCCAUCAGUCCUGUUUCUCCUUCUGCCAUGUUUAAAGCUCCUUUGGCUUCUGUCUAUAACCCUCUUCAAUCACGUGGUGCCCCUGGCUCUUUGCUAAGGAGGCACAGCACCUCCUCUAUCCCAAACCAAGUGCGAGUGGUACCCGAAGAGUUAAAACAAGCUGCACAGAUCUGUCCCACCAGCCCUGUGGAGGUGGAUGUUCCCGGACUCAAAGUCACCCACAUCCAGUUUAACUCCCCAUUACAGCUCUAUUCCCAGGAAAACAUUAUGGAUACAUUGCAGGGGCAGAUCUCUUCCAUUAACCCAACUUACUCCAGCAUUGGGCAGCCGCAGCCAACCGGUACUCAGGCCAUUGACAAGGAUUCUGAGGUUUACAAGAUGCUGCAGGAGAACCAAGAGGCCAAUGAACCACCGAGACAAUCAGCUUCCUUCCUGGUACUGCAGGAGAUUUUAGAGACCGACGAGACAGAUUUUGAGGGCACAGAAAUUGCAUACACAGGUCCUGCAAGUAACCAUGUUAUAGAUCAAGGGGAGAAACCUUCUGGGUUCCGUAGUGUAAGAGCUCCUACUACCAAAGUGGCUGCCUCAAUCGGCAGUGGACAGAAACUGCCCAUAUGUGAUCACUGUGGAAAUGGGAUUGUGGGUAUCUUUGUGAAGAUCCGGGACAAGCCUCGUCACCCCGAAUGCUACGUGUGCUGUGACUGUGGAAUGAAUCUCAAACAGAAGGGGCACUUUUUUGUAGAGGAUAAGAUGUACUGUGAAAAGCAUGCCCGGGAACGUAUGACACCGCCUGAAGGAUACGAAGUGGUGGCAGUGUUUCCAAAAUAAACACAACCUCUCUGCAGCUGAAAAGUGACAUUCUGUAGCCUGUUUUAAUGCUAAGCAAGGCCUCUGUGUAACUAAACAUGAAUGUUUGCAGUAAAGCUUCUUGAGAAAAUACCAGGGGUGACUUAUCAAAACUGUCUACAAGUUAAUCUGGCCUUGCUGCCUAUAGCAACCAAUAUGAGUCCUCAGCGCCACAUAUGUCCAUAGGUUGUGUCUGGUAUUGCAACUCCACGGAAGUGAAUGAGACUGAACUGCAAUACCAAAUACAACCUGUGGACAGGUGUGGCCCUGUUCAUGAAAAAAAAAUACAGCCAUGGAAAAAUAAAAGCUACCCUGUGAUUGCCUGCCUUGCAAAACUAGGCCAGUUUUACUUUUAGACCGUUUUGAUAAAUCUGCCGGUGGACGCCUGUGGAAACUUUCUACAUGAUGGUAAUUUCAAACCAACAUCUAUGAUGUUUUUUCAUCUUUGCUUUUGUUGAUAUUCAAUACAGAAAAUCUUUAUUACAGA
Messenger RNA from Bufo gargarizans (Asiatic toad), 2018 nucleotides. RefSeq names its product PDZ and LIM domain 1 (gene PDLIM1). The record is from RefSeq and is a predicted model, not a curated record. Gene Ontology annotation, biological process: actin cytoskeleton organization; muscle structure development; heart development. The transcript is spliced from 9 exons. Gene Ontology annotation, cellular component: filamentous actin; adherens junction; Z disc. NCBI's taxonomy places the organism in Eukaryota, Metazoa, Chordata, Amphibia, Anura, Bufonidae. Gene Ontology annotation, molecular function: muscle alpha-actinin binding; actin binding. The coding region runs from base 290 to 1513 and encodes 407 amino acids.